GUUUUGAAAGCUACAAUCUUGCACCUCAUUGAGAGAGGUGAAAAGGAGCUAAAAUAUAUGGUGCGCUUGCCGUUAACAGACAUGACCCUAAGCACCUGUCAUUUUAGUCUUACACAGCUCAGUGAGGUGCACAUUAUUCCGAUUUUACAGGUUGCAAAUUUUGCCUAAUAUGAAAUGGCAGAUAGCCAACUAAAAUUCCAAUUUCAUUUGAGGUGUCAUUCUUAAGGCAUAUCAGCAUUAAGGUUAUUUAGAUAACAAGCAUGUGUAAUAACUGUUUUAUGUACUGUUUUUUCAGGGGCAGGUUUGCCACUCUUAGGUGACUAAGCAGUUCAACAAAUAACCAGCGACAUUACAAAUAAUUAGGCUUAACUGAGAGGACGUGGGAUUCCUCCUAGUGUACAAUGGAUUCCACCACCGAUGAGGUUACUGUGGCAAGCCUACAAGUGGAUGUUACUGGAGACAGUGCUGAUGAAAGUGCUAUUCAUGAACAGAGCACCAUUCUUUAUGACUUUACAGAGGAAAAUAGUCAGGAAAAUGUUCAAGUAGCUACAUUCCAGAUUGAAGACGCAAUAAAAGCACUUAUGGAAAUCCUUGGCUAUUGUCAGGUUAUACAUCUUGCUGUUCGACAACUGAAUAACAGGUGUGAUAUGAUUGAUAAAAGAAUGUUGAGAAUUCGGCGCUCUCGAGCCAGAGUAUCUUGGUUCCGUCAUAAGCAACGUUUAAUAAAACGUAACAACCGCAAAGCUCCUGAAGAAGUGCAAACCGAGGAAACAGAGCUGUCAGGGCGCUGCAGUACACUUUGCCACUCUGUAAGUUACAGCCCAACAUCACCAGUUCGCAGACCACAAGAUAGUGGUGAAGAAAACAUGACGCCAUCUGAUACUUACGGAGAAUUACCAGAAGAUCAGGAGGAACCGGAGCAAUUCUACGAGGAGCAGGAGCCAUAUGGUGGCUCACCAACUCCUUCCCCAGGCAGUGUUACUAGAGAAAUAGCAUAUGAAAAUAUGUCCGGGCCUCACUUGUUCAGCCCCACAAUUCCUAACAAUAGUGCCUUCUCUGAAGAAAUUUCCUCAAUAGCAUCUGAAACACCUCUCACCGAGGGAGAACCUGAUCUGACACCUAUCUUCUACCUGAGCAGCCAAGAUGGAGAGCCUGUUACAUCAUCUUUCCAAAAUCCGUUUGGUUUUACUACAAGUACUCCAGUUGAAUCGAAUGCUGGAGAUCUGACUCAAACCUUGACUAAUGACCCUUCAAGCUGGUCUGUAGAAGAUGUGAUCCAGUACCUGAACCAUGAAGAUCCUCACAUGUCAGACUCCAUCUCCAUCAUCCUUAGGAGACAUGAAAUUGAUGGAAGAGCCCUGCUACUACUCAAUAACGAGAUGGUCAUGAAGCAUAUGGGCUUGAAGCUGGGGCCAUCCCUGAAGCUAUGUCACUACAUUGAAAAGCUUAAAGAAGAAAAUUUCUAAGUGUCUUCAGAAAUUUGGAUGAAUUUACCAGUUCGUUUUUCUUGUU
Messenger RNA from Octodon degus (degu), 1512 nucleotides. RefSeq names its product Scm polycomb group protein like 1 (gene Scml1). The coding region runs from base 402 to 1466 and encodes 354 amino acids. Lineage: Eukaryota; Metazoa; Chordata; Mammalia; Rodentia; Octodontidae. Gene Ontology annotation, molecular function: protein binding. The transcript is spliced from 7 exons. The record is from RefSeq and is a predicted model, not a curated record.